GGAAGUGCUGCAGCAUCAGUCCAGGCAGGAGCCCGGGACCCGGGACAGAGGCACGUCUCCCCCCCUCCUCCCCUUCUCCGGGGACACCCCCCUGUCAUCUGCCCCACACAUGCCGAGUCCGGAGGAGCCCCCCGCACCGAUCCCUAGCACAGCCGCCUGAUCCCUCCACAUCCCAUCCUACUACCCCCCUUGUCACCCCCAGCCACACCGCCCGGAGACAAUGAUGCAAAGCUCAGCACUCGCCACAGACCCCCCUCCCGUCAAGGGGCUUCCAGAAAUCCUCGGGCUGCCAAUGCAACAGAUCCCACGUUGCUCCGGAUGUAAUGAGCACAUUUUGGAUAAAUUCAUCCUAAAAGUUCUGGAUCGUCACUGGCAUAGUGCGUGCCUCAAGUGCUGUGAGUGCCAGGUGCCCUUAGCUGAACGCUGCUUUUCCCGGGCUGGGAAUGUAUACUGCAAAGAUGACUUCUUCAAGAGAUUUGGCACCAAGUGUACAGCAUGUCAGCAAGGAAUCCCUCCAACUCAAGUGGUACGGAAAGCCCAGGACUUUGUAUAUCACCUGCACUGCUUUUCCUGUGUUAUUUGUAGUCGACAACUGGCUACUGGUGAUGAGUUCUACCUCAUGGAGGAUGGUCGGCUGGUUUGCAAAGAGGAUUAUGAGACUGCGAAGCAGAAUGAUGACUCAGAGGGAGGCGCAAAGAGGCCUCGUACCACAAUAACGGCCAAACAGCUGGAGACAUUAAAGAAUGCCUACAAGAACUCUCCGAAACCAGCCCGGCAUGUGAGGGAGCAGCUGUCGUCAGAGACGGGGCUAGACAUGCGUGUUGUGCAGGUUUGGUUCCAAAACAGACGUGCAAAAGAGAAGAGGCUCAAAAAGGACGCAGGGCGGCAACGCUGGGGGCAAUUCUAUAAGAGCGUCAGGAAAUCUCGUGUAGGGAAGCCUGGGAAGGAAAGCUCUGCAGAAGAUUGUGGCAUUAGUGACAGCGAAUUAAGCUACAGAGAUGACCAAAUUUUGUCUGAGCUGGGAUCUUCAGGAGGCAUUUACAGUGCAGGAGGGGACCUUGUAAAUAUGCCACUGACCAAUGGAGGCUUCACGAUAGAUGGCACUGGACACUCCUACCAAGAUCUUCAUGAUGGUAGUCCAUAUGACAUUCCUCAGUCACCCUCUUCUAUCUCCUCCCUUCCAUCACAUGGAUUGCCAUACAGCAUGGACAAUUCAGGGGGGAUUUUACCCCACGCUCCUUUACGAGCACUACCAGCUGCACCCACAUCCGAUAUUUCCACAGAAAGCAGCAUGGGCUAUCCAGAUUUUCCUACUAGCCCAGGUUCCUGGUUAGAUGAGAUGGAUCAUCCUCCAUUUUAAAAUAAAACAAAGAAUUGAGGUCAGACCUUAUAGACGAUCACUGAGUUUGCCAAACUCUGCAGACACCAUACUCAGCCUUCAGAAAACGAUCAAAUAAAACCACAAGCUCCUUCUUAAGAACAAUACUAUCAAACUGAUGCAAACUGCACCAAAUCCAUCAUGUUGAAAAUGGAGUUGUACAAGCAAGUUGGAGGAGCCUUCAGAGACAAUAGUUGGAAACACAAGGUGAUGACACUGAAAUGGAAUGUUUGCACUUUUGUGGGUCAAGAUCUCCCUACCUAAUCCUGGGAGAUUUCAAGAGACAUAUCUUCCCACUCUUCUCAAGUCUCUAGGGGCCACGUUAUACUGUGCUCAUGAGUAUAUACACCAUCAUGCCACAUGAAUACAGCUGAUGGGUAUCCCGGACAAUACUGCUGGUCUUCCUAAAUGGCAUAGACCAUUAGUUUUGACAUGCAGCCGACAAUCUUUACCCAUUUUAAUGCAGCAUCUGUCGUGGGCUAGGAUCUUAUCGUUCCAAAUAAAUGAUGUAGAGGAA
Rana temporaria (common frog) is the source of this 1895-nucleotide messenger RNA. It is a transcript of the gene LHX4, whose product is annotated as LIM homeobox 4. The coding region runs from base 221 to 1360 and encodes 379 amino acids. Gene Ontology annotation, biological process: regulation of transcription by RNA polymerase II; neuron differentiation. The transcript has 6 exons. Gene Ontology annotation, molecular function: DNA-binding transcription factor activity, RNA polymerase II-specific; RNA polymerase II transcription regulatory region sequence-specific DNA binding. The record is from RefSeq and is a predicted model, not a curated record. Lineage: Eukaryota; Metazoa; Chordata; Amphibia; Anura; Ranidae. Gene Ontology annotation, cellular component: nucleus.